Molecule: messenger RNA, 2502 nt
Organism: Oncorhynchus tshawytscha (Chinook salmon)
Lineage: Eukaryota; Metazoa; Chordata; Actinopteri; Salmoniformes; Salmonidae
Product: zinc finger protein 664-like
Exons: 2
Coding region: 1-1341 (446 amino acids)
Biological process (GO): regulation of transcription by RNA polymerase II
Cellular component (GO): nucleus
Molecular function (GO): RNA polymerase II cis-regulatory region sequence-specific DNA binding; zinc ion binding; DNA-binding transcription factor activity, RNA polymerase II-specific
Source: RefSeq, a predicted model, not a curated record
AUGGCCUACAGCCACAUCCUAGCCGCGUGCAGCACAAGAAAAUGCAUAUUUUGUGGAUCUGGUGAGCACGAGGCGAAGGACUGUGACGAGCUCAAGGUGUGCCACGGGUGUGGCUCAUCAGCACACAUGUGGCAGGAAUGCCCGGCUCAUCAGAGGUCAUAUGUGUCUGCUGUUGGGGGGGCGCAGGAGCGGGGAUGGGGUAAGAAGAGGAAGAGGAGGAGGCCCAGACCAAGAACCAAGCACAGGCCCAGAGGGGAUGGCCUUACGGAAGAAGGAGGAGCAAAGAGCGGCAGCAGGAGGAGAGGGGGACAGAGAAGGCACGGGAGCAGCAGAACCGGGAGGAGAGGAGGGGGAAAAGAGGCUGAAGGAAGCGAGGGAUUGGAGGAACCAGAGAGAGCAGCAAAGGUGGUGGAGAAGGAUUCGGUGGCAGGACCAGUGGAGGAGGAGGGAGUGGGGGGACAGCAGAAUGCCGAGUGUCCUCGUGGAACCUUUAACCAUCUGUCUAAAUUUGUUGUUCACACAGGAGAGAGACAGGACUAUCGUGGAUCCUCUGGGGAUCCUCAACAACAUCAUGAUGCUGACGAGGCAGAGAAGAGUCUCUCCAGAUCAGAACACCUCAAGAAACACCUGCAGAGACCCACAGGGAAGAAAUCUCACCACUGCUCUGACUGUGGGAAGAGUUAUUCAAGAUCAGAUUCACUUAAACUACAUAAGAGAAUACACCAGCGAGUACACACAGGAGAGAAACCUCACCACUGUUUUGACUGUGGGAAGAGUUACUUAAAAUCAGAUUCACUUAAACUACACCUGAGAAUACACACUGGAGAGAAUCUUCACUGCUGCUCAGACUGUGGGAAGAGAUUCACCUCUUCAGUAGACCUUAAAAUACAUCAGAGAAUUCACACUGGAGAGAAACCUUUUGGCUGUGAUCAAUGUGGGAAGAGUUUUACUAAGCCAAGCAACUUGAAAUCACACCAGCGAAUACACACUGGAGAGAAACCUUAUGGCUGUGAUCAAUGUGGGAAGAAUUUUACUCAGUCAAGCGGCCUGAUAUCACACCAGAUAACACACACAGGAGAGAAACCAUACAGCUGUACUCAAUGUGGGAAGAGUUUUGCUACAUCUGGCUAUCUGAAGAUACACCAGAGAAUACACACAGGAGAUAAACCUUUUAGUUGUGAUCAAUGUGGGAAGAGUUUUGCUACAUCUGUCUAUCUGAAAAUACACCAGAGAAUACAUACUGGAGAGAAACCUUAUAGCUGUAAUCAAUGUGGGAAGAGUUUUACUCAGUCAAGCAGCCUGAAAUCACACCAAAGAAUACACAGGAGAGAAAUUCCAUAGCUGUAAUCAAUGUGGGAAGAGUUUUACUCAGUCAAACAGCCUGAUAUCACACCAGCGGACACACACGAGAGAAACCUUAUGGCUAUGAUCAAUGUGACAAGAGAUACUCUGAUAAAAUAUAUCUAAUCAAACAUCAGAAAAUACAUACAUGAAGGAGUUGUUUCACGAUAUCAAUGAAAUAUUGUCACAAUGUAGAAUGUUUUAACAUUGUAGUCUGAGUAUUUUAAUGAAUUUCACAAUGUAGCACCCUAAAUGUUUGCCCCCUGUUCAUUUGAUUUUAGCAUGAUAUGGAUUUUAGCCUCAGGGGAAAAAUCCAGGCUCUGAAUUGAAAGAGUAUUAUUUAUGUGAUUUAACAAAAAUGUGCUAACAAAAAAAGAGUUGCGUUACACUUACCACGUUGGUGACCCUCUUGAAUCAAAAUGCAACACUUCAAAAUGUAGCCAUCUGUUUACAUCUAUUACUAUUUAUGUAAAUUAACAAAAAGUGACUAACAAAAAAAGAGCAGGUGUGAUGUUGUUUGUAUGAUGUUGUCGUGUUUUGUUUAUAAAAUAAAAUACAAAUAUUUUCAGGUCUUUUUUCAAUGACUUGAUAAAUUAGUUUCAACGUACUUGUCGCCGAUUCACAUAGAUGCAGUAUAAUACAUUUUAUCAACAUUCCUACAUCACGCCAGUAUUUCUUUACAACAUUCAAAUGCUAAUUGUCUUUAUUCCACGACUGAAGAAGUAUGAAUCAAAUCCUCAUAUUUCAAACAUUCCGCCUGACAAAGAUACAUGUUUUAUUAUUCCAUGCCUCACCAUUCAUUAAGUUAAUUAUUGCCAAUACAUAUUAACAAAGGGGUGUAUAUUUGAUUUUGAUAUUUCAUAUUUACAAUUCAUGUAACGUUUAAUUUGACUUUAGUUUUUUGGGUUUGUUCAUGGAGAACGUUAGAACAAAUAUUGGAGUUAAAACAAGCUUAUAUUUUGUGUUGGAUGUUGCAUCCAAUUGUUCAUAUUUUAAUCAAUGACAUUUCCUUAAAAUGCUCAGUCUUUCAGUUAAGUUUCUGUUUGUUGUGUACUAAAUAUUUCAGUUUGUUUUUAUUUGUUUUUUUCCUGUGAAGCCAUUGUCUUGAAUCCAUGUCUGAAAUGUACUAUAUAAAUAAAGCUUGAUUUGAUCAUAUUGCAA